Malurus melanocephalus (red-backed fairy wren) is the source of this 12169-nucleotide messenger RNA. It is a transcript of the gene PKHD1, whose product is annotated as PKHD1 ciliary IPT domain containing fibrocystin/polyductin. The transcript is spliced from 61 exons. The coding region runs from base 32 to 11635 and encodes 3867 amino acids. Lineage: Eukaryota; Metazoa; Chordata; Aves; Passeriformes; Maluridae. The record is from RefSeq and is a predicted model, not a curated record.
ACUCUUGUGAAUUCCUCAUCCAGCUUUCAAGAUGAAGCUUUGGAGAACAUUCUUUCUGAGUGCUGGGCUGAUGUUCUUGGCAGGGACAGCAAUGGGAUCACUCGUCCAGCCCCGAGAAGGCAGCAUUGCUGGAGGGACAUGGAUUACCCUCACUCUGAAUGGAUCAGCAUCCCACCAGGUAGGAUCUGUCUCUCCAGUCACUGCAGCCCAGCUGGAGGUGUCCCUGGUGAAUCCAGACCUGCCCAGGCUGCCGUGUGAUGUCUCUCCUCUGCAUUUGGAGUUGCCCACUAUAAAAUGCAGAACAAGGUCUGCACCCCGGGAGGGUUUGUACCAUGUGGAGGUGAUCUUUAAAGGACAUGUGAUUAACAACCUGACUGAGGUGGAGAAAGAGAAUUAUUCYUUCAAGUUCUCUGCUGAGCAGACACCUGUGAUUUACCAAAUCCAUCCAUCAUCUGGCACCCCAGGAAAUUUAAUACACAUUCAUGGGAAGACAAUUGCUGGGAGAUAUGAGACCCUGGACUUCAAUGUGGAUUAUAUUGAUGGGCCAGCUGUUCUCACAUCAGAAGGAGAUGGAUGGACCAGUCUCUGCUCUUUUGCUGACAGGAGAGCUGGAAGCAUAUACCCUCUUCUGGCAAAGGAUGGAGUGGGGACCCUGCAGUGCCGGGUGGAAGGGAACCACAUAGGGUCCCACAAYGUCAGCUUCUCGGUGUUUAACAAAGGAAAGUCAGCAAUACACAAAGRUGCUUGGCUCAUCAGUGCCAAACUGGAGCUUUUCCUGUAUCAGACUCAUCCAGAACGCUUUUGUUUUAACUUUCUAGGAAACAGAGGGCUUCUCUUUGAAGUCUGGGAUGAUGCCUCUGAUCUGASAGAAGCAGGCCCUGGAUACAGAUGGCAGUUUGUACCUAAUGCCAGCUCCCCUGUAAGGUUUCUGUCUGGGGCAAAGGAGUCCUUCAGCUCCAGACUGCGUGGAUUUUUUGUGGCUCCUCAGACCAACAAUUACACCUUCUGGAUUCAGGCAGAUGGGCAGGCUUCUCUCUACUUAAGUUUGUCCCAAGAUCCAGAACAGAAGRUGAGAAUUGCYUCUCUCCCUGCUGGCAAUUCAGAGUGGUCUGAGAACUGGGUGAAGAACUGGAGCGAUCUGUGGCAGCCAAAAUCCCAGAAAUUUGAGCUGACUGCUGGCUCCAGGUACUACCUGGAAGCCCUGCACCAUGGAAAAACCCCCAGCAAGGGGAUGAGAAUUGGAGUCCAGAUACACAACACGUGGCUGAACCCCCGUGUGGUGGACAAUUACUACACAGAGAGGCACGAAAUCCGGGCUCGUGCCCUGCACAUCCCAGAAGUGCAGAUGUUAACUGUGUCUGGUACGGGUUCUUUCAGUAUCUCCUGGAAUGGCACACGGAGAAUAAUCCCCACAAAUGCUACAGCUCUCCAGGUGCAAACAGCAAUAGAGGAACUCCUUUCAAUAGGAUGUGAAACUGAGCCAACUUCUGCUAAAAUCCUUUUCCACCRGGGUUUUGAGAAAGAAGAUAUAAAGAGCAUCCUCACCACAGGACACGUUGUCAGUGRAACAGAGCCUUUCUGUGGGAGGUUCAGUGUCCACAGACCAAACCAGUUGGUGAAAACUUCCCCAUCAGCACCACCAAGAUAUGACCUGACUGAAUACACACAUGUGUGUUUUGCACAUAAAGGUCAAAUGAGCAACGUCCUUCAUCUCUCAGUGUCGUACACCAAUGUUUCUUCAUGGUCAGUGAGGAGGAACCUCACCUGCCUGUGGGACUUCAAUGAAACCAACUCUAAAAGCUGGACAUUUACCUGCACUGACCUCUGGAAGAGGUGUGGGAAUCUCUCUGUGCUUCUCCAGGACCUCCCAGCCAAUUCCCCAGUAUUUGUGCACCAGAUAGACUUGCAGAGCCCUGCASUGCAAGAAGAAACAUCUGGAUCAUUUUAUCUGGAUGAGCUCAUCAUCGCAGACAGAGSUGUAACUGUUUCUCAGAGAAACCCCAAUCCCCCACGAUUGGGCGGGAGAAUAAUUGAAGCAGUGUCUGUGGUGGGGUCUCCUCCCACCUACAACKUGUCCUGGAGGGUGUCUGGCUGUGGUGCCAGUCUGCCCCUUCUCUCCCCAAGAGGUGCAGUGCUUCGGGAGGGCUCUGAGRAGCACGGGCUCCUCUACAUCUCCACGGAGGAUGUGAGGGUCAGCCUCACCAUCCAGAGGGUGCAGGAGUCAUCCCCACCUCUUGGAGGAACUUUCCACAUCCACUUGGCCAACACAGUGAUACCAGGUGUUUCAGUGCACAUCUCCUCCCUCCAGCUCCGCAGGCUUUUGCAGGACAAUGUGAAUAACUUUACAGCUCCCUUCUUCAACACCAGUGACUUCACUGUGACCAGAGACUCCAGCUCGUGCUAUGAAAGUGUCUGGACACUGACUUGGAAAAAAACAGCUGGGGACUUGCCCAAUCUUAUCAGUGUCUCUGCUGAAAACCUCACUGGUCUGAAGCCAACUGUUUCUGCUCGUGUGGUUUAUGAUGGGGGUGUGUUUAUUGGACCAAUAUUUGGGGACAUGCUUGCUACCCUCCAUAACCAAACACAGGUGGUGGUGGCUGUGAAUGAUGUCCUUGCAAACUGUUCUGGCUCCUGCUCUUUCCAGUUCAGCCGGGAAUUGACGCCCAUAGUCAGAGAUGUGGAGUAUUCAUCAGGUGAAGGGCCCCAGGCCACAGUGGUGAUCAGGGGAGAUGGUUUUGGCGAGGAGCAGUUGGCCCUGCAGGUGCAGGUGAGCAGCAGGAGCUGCCACGUCACAGCUCUGAAUCAAACAGGACUGGUUUGCCAUGUGCCGAGGCUGCCGGUCGGGAUCCACCAGGUGACACUGCUGGUGACACCUCAUGGCUUUGCCAUCAACGGCACCACAGGACAAGGGAUCUUCCUGGCAGUGGAKCCAAGGCUGGGAGCUGUUGARCCUCCUUCGACUUCAGARWUUGGAGGACUUAGAGUGACUCUCAUGGGGACCAAUCUUGAAGGGGUAAAUGAAGUGCUGUUUGGAUCCCAACCUUGCCCAAUUUUGGAGGAGGGCAGAAAUUCAACAAGAAUUGAAUGCAAAGUUCCUUCUCGGGGGACGGAAGAUGCUGCUGUCCCCGUGACUCUGAUUUCUGGAUACCAAUCAACAACAGUAACCAACUUGUUCCAUUAUGAUCCUUCCUUAAACCCUGCUGUUGUCUCCCUGAGCAGGAACAGAAGUGGCAUUGCAGSAGGUGAGGAACUUCACAUUGGAAUWUCCCAGUUUGCCAGCUACCAGGGCUCAGAUGUCAAGGUCCAAAUCGGGGACUCGUGGCUGCAGAUCCAGGCRCAGACAGACCGUGGUGUUAAUGUGACACUUCCAGCCCUCCCUGCAGGGUGGUACAACCUUUCUGUCCUCAUCAAUGGCAUUGCUGUCGCUUCAAACAGGGUUGAGCCAGUAAUCCAGUACCUCUCUGAGAUCUUCGGCGUCCAGCCGUGCUGUGGCUCUGUUCUGGGUGGAACACUGCUCACAAUCUCUGGGGUGGGCUUUAGCCGAAAUCCUGCCCUGGUUUCUGUCUCAAUGGACAAUSAAACCUGCACAGUCACUCACCUGGAAGAAGAGACAGUUUGGUGCCUGACCCCACCAGCUGCUAAUUUGUCUGAUGAAGAUUCACUUGACAUCUCUGUCAGAGUAAACGUAGCCAUCAGCAGUGGGUCACUCAAACACUCUCUCUUUGCCAAUAGAACCAUCACUUUUAACUAUAAAAGAGCUUUGACUCCCCUCGUUACUGCUGUUGAAACGGAAAUCACAGAUGGAAACCUGGUCUUGAGCAUCCAGGGGGUAAACAUCACUGGAUCUGUGGCUAAGCUUGAUCACARCGAAUGUCAACUCGAGUUUCAACGUGGCAACCACUCUGCAAUGUCUUAUCAGUGCUCUUUGCCACUGAACAGCCUGGAAGCUGGGACUUUCCCCAUCCAGGUCAUCCAGAGGCAGCUGGGAUAUGCUCAGGUGACAGCAAAGCAGCAGGYCCUCACAAUAACUCCCCAGAUAACCUCCAUAUUCCCAUCACAAGGAUCAAUCUGCGGUGGGAUGUUGCUCACUAUUUUAGGCAUUGCUUUGAAAUCCAGGAGGAAUUUGGUACAGGUCAGCCUGGGGAGGAAUUACUCCUGUGAGAUCCAGAAGUSUGACAAUGACACCAUCAGCUGUGUUGUCCUUGCAGGGCCCCACCCUUUGCAUGGUCAGUGGCCRGCUGAGGCAUCUCGGGCUCUCAAUGUCACCCUAGUUGUCAAUGGGGUCCCCAGCGUGUGCCUUGGGGACUGCACRCUGCACCUUGAGGAGCACUGGACGCCCCUGGUGCACCUGGUGACAUGGAGGACCAACGGGACAUUCACCUACGUGACAAUCAGGGGACAGAGGCUGGCGUGGCAGGGUGACAUGGUGGUACACAUAGACAGCCACGCUGUGUGCAAGGUGACAUUCUGGAACGAGACUGUUAUCGAGUGCCAGACAGCCUGCUUGGCCCCCGGGGAGCACAACAUCUCCAUAUCCAACAGGAAAAGCGGCCUUGCUUGUUUCAGAGGGACAGCUGGCCUUCUCACCGUCCUGCCCUGGGUGUACCAGUUUUACCCACGGAAUUUCAGCACCAACGGGGGAGGCCUGCUCAGCUUGGCAGGGAYGGCUCUGAAGGGAAAGAGGAUGACUUCUGUCCUCAUAGACCAUCGCCCCUGCCACAUUCUCAAUGUCACCUGUGUGCUUAUCCAGUGCACGGUGCCUCCGGGGAACGGCACGAGGGCUCUGAGUCUGAAAGUAGAUGGACACUCCUAUUAYCUUGGGAAAAUAACUUACAGUGAGGAAUUUACACCUUCUUUCCUUUCUCUUGAUGCCAGUGGUCUCCUUUUAACUUUGACAGUGUCACAGGUCACAGAGAUGGACACAAUCCACGUGUUYAUUGGAGAUCUUCUUUGUAACAACACCACCAUCACUCGCUCCAUGCUGCAGUGCUCAGCUCCUCUGCUCCCUGUGGGCAAGUACCCUGUGCUGGGCCUGGAUAUUCCCAGAGGAUGGGCUUCCUCCAACCUGACAUUCACUUCUCAUCUGGCAGUGACAGCUGCACAUCACAACUGGGGUGGCUUGGGUGGAGGACCAGUUUACCUGCGUGGCACUGGGUUUUCCCCAGGGAAGACUUUGGUCACAGUCUGUGGCGCCAGCUGUGAACUCUUGGACACCAUGACAGUGACUGAGCUGGGCUGCCUCGCCCCACSCCUACACGCCUCCUUGGCUGCUCUCUGUGGUCUGACACAUUCUUCUGCCAGCUGCCAAGAGGACAGAGCCACCUUCAUUGAAUGUGACAUCCAAGUCACAGUGGGCACCUCCCAGCAGAGAGGAUCCGUGUCCUACCUCUAUGUCUGCGGGGACAGCCCGCCCCAGGGACAUUUUGCUGGACUCUUUGCCAGCCCUAAAGUGGAAAGAGAUGAAGUUCUCAUCUAUAAUAGCUCCUGUAACAUUACCAUGGAAACUGAGGCAGAGAUGGAGUGUGAGGGAGCUAAUCAGCCAAUUACUGCCAAGAUUACUGAGAUAUGGAAAAACUGGGGCCAGAACACUCAGUUUUCCCUCCAGUUGUGUGGCCGGUGGGACGAGGAUUCCAGCUGGCCUGCKGGCCACCAGCCGCGAGAUGGCGAUAAUGUCACGAUAGAAGAAGGCCGGACCGUGCUCUUGGGGAGCACCACGAGCAUCCUCAACCUGCUGCAUCUCAAAGGUGGCAAACUCCUGUUCACUGGGCCAGGACCUGUAGAACUGCAUGCUCAUUACAUCCUGGUGUCUGAUGGGGGAAAGCUCCAGGUGGGAUCUCCUGAGGCCCCUUUCCAUCACAGAGCACACAUUUAUCUCCAUGGAAGCCUCCAUUCUCCACCUUUAUUUCCAUAUGGAGUCAAGUUCCUGGCAGUGAGAAACGGGACCCUUUCCAUUCAUGGCUGGAUGCCCCAGGUAGCUUUCACACACUUGAAAUCAUCAGCUGAUGCUGGUGACACUCAAUUAGUGCUCCAGGAACCUGUUGAUUGGCAACCUGGUGAUGAAAUCCUGGUGGGAAAUUCAGGCCUUGGAGAUGCACAGCAGCAGGACGAAGUGGCUGUUAUCCAGUCUGUGAACAACACAGAGCUGCACCUCAGAUCACCACUCAGGUACCCCCACAGCGCUGGAGAGGGACAGGGGAAUGACCAAAUUAUGCCUUUGAGUGCUGUGGUGGCUCUGCUCAGCAGAAGGGUUGUGAUUCAAGGAAAUGUCACUCUGGAGAGGAUGUCCCACCUCAGACAGUGUGCAAAUGCAGGUCACUCUGGGUGUCUGUACAAGAGAAGUGAGAGGCAGCUGGGCUCUCAGGACCUGGGAGCCAUCGUGGCUGUGGAGGCCUUGCAGGGAGAGGCGAGUGGGCUCCAGCUGGAGGGGGUCCAGCUCCGCCACGUGGGCCAAGCGUUCCGACAUCGCUGCAGUGCCCUGACUGUCACUGGCAACACCUGGAUGGCAGACUCUUACAUCCGUGGCUGUUGUGUUCUGGAUUCCUUCAGCCGAGGUCUCCACCUGGCUGGGAUCUCCAACCUCAGUGUGGACAGCAAYGUUUUCUACAACAUCUCAGGCCAUGGGCUUCUCCUGGGUGAGCAACUUGAAAAGAUCAGAGUUAGUAACAACAUAGUGAUUGGCCUUUCUGGAACUGAUGGUUUAUCCAACAUUGAGACUCUGUCACCAGCAGGGAUCUACAUCAGGGCUCCUGCCAACCACAUCAGGGGUAACACGGUGUGUGGUGCUGGGUAUGGCUAUUUCUUUCAUCUCUCCCCUGAGGGAUCAUCCAAAGUGCCUCUCCUCUCCUUCAGCAAGAACAAAGCUCACUCCUGCACCAGGUAUGGUUUGCUGGUGUACCCAGAGUAUUUGCCAGACAGUCRUGUUCAGUUCAACAACUUCACAGCCUGGAGCUGCCACGGAGGAGCACAGAUUUUCAGUAGCAGGAACCUUGAACUCCAGCAUUUCUGGAUUUCUGCUUGCAAAGAUUUUGGCAUUGACAUUGUGGAAAGCCUGGGAAACACCUCUGUGUCUGGCAGUGUUUUAAAUGGACACCUCGGGCAAAAGGGCAGGACCUGCAUGUCUGYGGGACUAAAAACCCCCGGGAGACACCAGCUCUUCAUCUCCAACACAUCUUUCAGGAACUUUGAUGUGGACACUUGCACAGCGAUCAGGACUUGUUCUGGCUGUUACCAAGGGCAGGGUGGGUUUACAGUGAGAGCUGACCAUCUGACCUUCACCAGCUCCCCUUUCCAAGUGUCUUUCCCCUUUCCUCAUGCUGCCAUCCUUGAGGAUCUUGAUGGCUCCACCACGGGACAAAAAGGAAGUCAUGUCCUGCCUUCCACAGAUAUCCUGGCACCAUCUUGCACACCCAGUGCCAACUUCAGUCAAGUUUCUGGUGCCAGUGUUUGUGACAGUGACCUURUUUUCCACCGCAUGGCUCUUCAUUUAAAAGAGGCUCCGGACAUUGCCUAUAAUUUAACUGUGACUGACAGUAGGAAUAAGACAAACACAGUCAAUUAUGUCCCUGAUACUUUAUCAAACCUGUAUGGCUGGAUGGUUCUUCUCUUGGAUAAAGAGACUUACACGUUGACAUUUGACAACCCUUUGGUCAGCAAACUGCUCCAGUAUUCAGUGACAUUUAGCAACUUCAAGGCUGGCAAUUACCUGCUGGUGGAACACGAGGAUCUUCCUGCCCAUCUUGAGGCUGUGGUGUCCUGUGGGACAAGGAGGGGACAGCCACUCCCAUCGCUGCCUUCAUAUGAACAACACAGGAGCUGUGAUUGGCACUUUGACGGCAAACUGGGGAAGUUCACCUAUUUGGUCACAGGAGCUGACUUAAUCCAGGUCACACUGAAAGAGAAGAAAAGAGUGGCUUUACCUACCCCAGUUCCUUCUGGUGCUGUCUUGAAAUGGUCACACCCAGAGACGUGGAAUGGUGUGGGAAAAGGCUGGGGUGGAUCCAAUGGGAGCAUCCCUGGCCCUGGAGAAGAUGUCAUCAUCUUGCCAAACAGGACCAUCCUGGUGGAUGUGGCUCUUCCCCCUCUGAGAGGACUCUACGUCCUGGGCACCCUCGAGUUCCCCAGCAACUCCAGCAACGUCCUGAGCGCAGCCUGUGUCRUGGUGCUGGGGGGUGUCCUGAGAGUGGGCUCUGCUCAACAUCCUCUAGAAAGGGAUUUAAAGCUACUCUUCCUUCUUCGGGCAUCUGAAGGGAUUUACUGUGAUCGUCUGGAGGGUAUAAAUGUCCACCCAGGCAGUAUUGGGCGGCCCCAUGACACGGAAGAUGGCAGACGCGUCCCUUUGGCUGCGGAGGUUGGGCUCCUGACACGGAACGUGCGGAUCCAGGCRGACGUGGCUUGUGCUGGGAGGGUGCUGGUGGGACGCUUCACAGGCUCCACUGGGAARGAGUUUGAAGGUGCUCUUCAGCUCUUAAAYGUUCAGUUUUUGAACUUUGGGGCUCCUCAGUUUUCUGCCAUUGAAUUCAGGAAUGUAUCCCAGGAGUCCUUGGUGGCRUCAUCCAGCAUUAGUGGCAGCUGUGGAGCCGGUAUUAAAGCAGUCGUGAGCAGCAGGAUCUUGUUGCACAAGAAUGUGGUGUUUAACACCACUGGACCCGGCAUUGAUUUGGAAGGGAAAAAUCACUCUCUGAUCAGGAACCUUGUUAUUCUGAGCAGACAGCCAGCAGAUUUAUCAAACUGGGUUUCUGGCAUCAAGGUGAACCUGGCCACUGGCGUCUCCCUUYACAGCAAUGCUGUGGCAGGAUCUGAGAGAAUCGGCUUCAACAUCAGGGGCCAGGAAUGUUCUCUAGAUGGAGAAUAUUGCAGUGGAAAUGUGGCCCAUUCGAGCCUUCAUGGUGUUCAUCUGUACCAUGAAGAUGGAUUUCAGACUUGCAGCAGAGUCACAGGGUUUCUCUCCUAUAAAAAUUAUGACUAUGGUGUCAUGCUCCGCCUUGGAGGCAGCAUUAUCGUGGAAAACGUGAUGCUGGUGGACAACACCGUGGGGCUCCUGGCAGUGGUGCACUGUGUCAAUGCUGAGCGGUGCCACACGGGGAAACAAUUCAUUGAACUUAAAAACUCCAUCAUUGUUGGCACAAGCUCGACUUUUGACUGCCUCAGAGACAGGAUUAAGCCUCGCUCAGCUGAGCCAACAGCCCAGGACCGAUCCCCACGCUACCAUCUCAGAGGCCGUGUUGGGAUUUUAUGGCCCACAUUUACCACCAUUACCAGCCAAAGGCCAGAGGACCCCUGGCACAAAACUGGGCAUUGUCCAAAAGCCCUGGGAAUCAUGAAGCUGAAAGAAGUCACCUUUACUGGUUUUACAAAGAGCUGCUACAGUGAAGACAGGGAUGUCUGUAUCAUGUCAAAUGCUGAUCAUUUAGGCAUCAUGCCUCUCAUCACAGCACAGACAUCAAGGAUGUUACAUGUCAGUGAGAAGGACAAGUUCUACUUUCAUCCAACAAGUGUACAAACCUCUGAAGAGACCACAUUCCCAGAAAAGAGAUGCAAAGGCUCAAAGAAAGCCCUUUUUAAGGAUUUGGAUGGAGGCGUCCUGGACCUGGAACCGCCUGUCUCUGUUUUCCCAAAGUCAGAAUUUGAAUGGACACAGUUCUACUCAGAAGCUGGAAUUUACAGAGAUGACAGUAAGUGCCUCUUCAAGCCCUCAGUACAAGGCUACUUCUGCAGACAGACAGAUCACGCCCUUGUCAUCUUAGAAAACUUGGACUCCAGUGUGGACAGCCAGGGACUGUUCCCAGUGGUUACAAUGACCGGCAGCUUUAUGGAUACCUUCAGUGAUGAGRCCUCACAUCCUUUGUGUCACCCUGCAGAGCAUCAUUCUACUUUCUUCUCUGUUCUGCCAUCCACCCAACUCACCACGGUUUGCUUCCCAGACCUGGCACCUCUGGCUUUCCGACUCUACCUCCUCAGUGGCCAAAACACCACCAGGCUGCCCCUGGCCAUAUUCUACACUGAACCACUCAGCCUUCGUGUUUUCAUCCGAGAGAGUUAUGUCUCUCCAAACCCUUCUUCUUUUUCACUGAAUGAACUGGCAGGAGCCAAUUACUUCAGCUUUGAGGACAACCUUCUCUAUGUUCUCCUCCACGAGAAGGAACCUGUGGAAAUAAUCGCUGGCCUUUCCCUUCUUGUGGCUUUCACUGUAACUGAGGCUGUUGGGGGAGAGGGCGAGGCAAUCAUAACACAUCGAUUGGCUGAUUUCUUGAAGGUUGGUCAUGACCAAGUCCGUGUAGUCCAUAACGUGCUGGGAGGUGAAAGCAUGUUGAAGGUGAUCUCAGCCAAUGCCAGAAAAAAGAGCUAUCACUGCCCCAACAUGGCAUUUUGCACAGCCUUUCACAGCAGAUAUGGCCCACAGGAGGAGGGGACGCAACCAGGGAACACCCGGGCUCUGCAUCCGUCUGAUGGGCUUGGUCCUUCGAGAGUGCUGAUCAUUGAGCUGGGUGAUCUGCCGGGUCAUCCGAGGAAUGAGUUGACAAGUGACAGCUUGAAGAGUUUGGCCAGGACAAUUAUCAACACUCAUCAGACUGGAGACCUUCAGAGGGGCCUUGGAGUCCCGAUUGAUACCUUGAUGGUGAUUCAGUCUGUCCUGCUGUCCCCAGCAGAARGUAACAGUAGAAAUGGAAGCAGACAACAUUCAGAAACGUGCUUAUACACGAGACCUUACAGCAUCUCUGUUCAGGUGCAACCCUCAGAUGGAGAAAUCGAGAAGCAACUUCCUGUACAGCCAAAAAUCAUUUUUCUGGACAGAAAGGGUCAAAGAGUUGACAAACUGGGGCCUCCUGCAGAACCCUGGGUUGUAUCGGCUCAUCUCAAGGACUCCUCUGAGGCUGUGCUGAAAGGGCUCACUCAAGUGCAGGUCAUAGAUGGAUGUGCAGCCUUUUCCAAUCUGGCUGUCUCUAGCUCAGGGACAAACUGGAGACUUGUGUUCACUGUCACAUCACCUCCAGGGGUGAAGUUCACUGUGCUGUCCCAGCCCUUUGCCACCUUCCCUGUCCCCACGAGAGCCAAGGCCAGCAUGAUCCUCGUUGUCAUUCUGGGUUCAGCAGCAUCUGCAUUCGUYGUCGUUCUUUCAUUCUGCUGGUUCAGGAAGAGCAAAAGCAGCAAAACGAGGACUGAACGGCCUGAUGCACCAAAGGACAGCACCACGAGACCCAGGAAACAAGUACAGCCUCCUGCAGCUCCUAUCAAGCGUUGCUGCAACCAAGGACAAAAUAAAAAAGGAGUGCCUGUAGCAGGAGGCAUGGAAGGAACUGGAGCAGUGGGAGCUGCCACAGGACAAGCGGAGGAGCUGAACCUGCCACCCCGUGAAGCCAAAUCAGCGAGAAAGCUGAGCACUGUCCAGUCCAAGAGAGGUGACAGACACACCUUUCCAUCAGCCAGGAAAAGUGACAGCCACCAAGAGCCACGUGGAGAAACAUCUCCUGGUGACACUGUGGAGAUUCAGCAGCCAGCGGUCCCAGGGUGCUCCAGCCAGAAGGAAGUGCCCCAACCUUCAUCUGGAUACAACCAGGAAAGAGAGGAGCCCGAAAGGAUGCCCCAACACCAGAAUGAUGUCAGAGAGUGYGUUGCCAUGGUGGCAGCAGAAGGGUGAAGGAGUGAUGGGAGAGGGUGAACCACUGCAGUGGGGCUGAGCCUUGUGCCUCUGGGGUCAGAGAAAACCAUACUUGYGUUGGGAUGGGGACCACAUGGCCACGUGGACAAAUGACCCUGCAGUCAGCUGGGAGACUUUGAUUUUGACCUUUCUCAGCUUCCAAAAGAGGGUGGGUUUAUCCAAAUUGCCUGUUGAGAGCAAUUCUCCUGACUCCUCCAAAACUCACUCCAGGAGUUGUUUUGGGGAGUUCUUCAUGGACCUGCCUUGAAAUUGCAUUCAAAAGCAGUCAGGGAUUAUCCUAACAGCUCARGAGGGUGUCUGACACUACAAUAUUCUAGCAUGGAUGUAGUCUUAGUGUCUAGAGCAUUGCUGGUGAGUAUGCAUAUAUGUAAAUAUAUGGAAAUUUUCCCAUUUCUUCCAGCCAUACUUUUAGUUGAAUUCAAAGAACCUCAACAUGUACAAAAAUAUUUUCCUUUUCAUUUAUUCAAAUUUUAUUGUUGCCUGAGUAUGUGCUUACAUUCCUCUUUACUUAAA